GCCUCAGUCGCAAUUUGUAUCUCUAUCUGGUUGUAUCGUGUGGCACAAUUUCGAGUCCGUCUAUAAAAUUUGUUCACAUCAGAGAGAGUCUUUAUUACACGAAUCACUCUUUUUUGGAUGCACGGUUCGACAGAGCUGGAGAAUCUCUAUCUAUCUAUAUAAUACAUACUUCUAUUUCUUGUUUUGAUUUUUUUUUCUUUAUUCCAAUCCGCCAUCGUUUUUAUAUCGUCUUCGUCAGAUAUUAUUUGUUUUUGGAUUUUUGUUUCCUUUUCCUCGUCGUUAUUGUUGAUUUUGUGUUGCAUUGCAGCAAUUUUCUUGUUGUUAUAUAUCCACAAACCCAACCAAAUGCGUGUAUCUAAUGUUGCAUAAAUAUAAAAAUAAAUACCGUUAAGCGUCAAUCGGUUACGGUGAAUGGUUGUUUUUUUUUUUUUUUUUUUAUAAGUUGGCAAAUUCAAUUAGACAUAAAAAUAAGUACAAAAGCAAAAGUUGGCUAAUUUGUUUUUGUUGACAACACAAACCCCAUCACACGACUACGACAUAGUUUUUUUUUUUUUUUUAAUUUUCGUUUUUGAAAAAAAAUACCCUACCUAUUCUUUGAGAGAGGUAAAAAAAUUUUCUUUUAACCUCUUCACUGUAAAAGGUGCAGUUCAAUUUCAAGCCACAUCUAUCUAAUGCAAGUGUAUCGGUGAAGUUAUUAAGUGCAAAAUUGUGUAACAAUUUCAAAUAAAAAAAAAGAAAAAUACAAAGAUAUAAAAAAGCAUCUAAAAAGCCUCCAAAGAGCAACUUAAAAAAAAAAGUUAUGUUUGUGUUUUGAAAAAUAAAAAAAAAAAAAUAUCCCUUGUUUUGAUAACACCCAUACCCAUCAUUUUCAAAAACAAUUUUUUCAUCGCUAAAAAUUUGAAGGAAUUGGAAAAAUCAAUAACAACCUAGAUUGUACCAACAUUCGAAGCACAAACACCAGAGAAAAACAAGUGAUUUUUUCUUAUGUAAAAUUGAAGAAAAAACAAAAAAAAAUUAAACACCUAUUUCGAAAUAAUUCAGCAGAACUAAUCUAAAUGCAGGCCUCAAUGCGCUUCAUACUGGAAUAUCAUCAAAGUUAACGAAGCAGAGAGCAGAAGAAGAAUAUAUAAAUUUUCAGUUUUUUUUUCACUCUAAAAAAAAAAAACGAAAAAACCACUUAACCUAUCUUCACACUUAAAAAAACUUAAUCCACAUAAAAUACAGCAAAAAAAACCUCAAGUCUGAUGGAGUCCAAGGAAUUGCUACUCUCAAUUGUUUGUCUAGUUAUUCUAUUCACAGACCAUUCAAGUCGAGUCUAUGGAAUGUCCACUGUGAACAAGGAUUUUGAGCAAUAUUUGCGAACAAUAAAUUCAUCAACAACCAUACCCAUACCAAAUGUCGAAGAACGUGUUGUAGUUGAUAUUUACACUUUGGCAUAUUUAAAUUAUACAUAUGUGGAUAAGGAUGAUCAAAUGGUGAGCUUCUCGGAGGAGAAGGCACGUUAUGGUGAAGGGAAGAUUUUAAGUGUGCAAGGAUUGUUGGUCCAUGUGACGAAUAGGAAUGAUGUUGGCAUUGAUAAAGCUUGUGAUCCGGAUAUUAUGGGGACAUUGGGUAGUCCAUUUCCGAAAGAGAAAUGGAUAGCGUUGGUGAGGCGGGGUGAAUGUACGUUUGAGGAUAAGGUGAAGAAUGUUGCUGCUAAAGGUGCUGUUGGGGUGAUUAUAUUCAAUGAUAGACCUGUGAUGAAUUUGGAGAAGAUGCAAAUUAAGGAUAAAACACGUGACAUUACAGCUGUGAUGACCUAUCAAGAUAUCGGUCAACACAUGGCAGACAUUCUAGACCAAGGAAUCGAAAUAAACGCAUCGAUAAGCAAAGGCAGAACUGGAACACGCCCAUUGAAUACGUUAAAUAAGACUUCAGUGCUCUUCGUAUCGAUUUCUUUCAUAGUCCUGAUGAUAAUCUCUCUAGUUUGGCUAAUAUUCUAUUACAUUCAAAGAUUUAGAUAUCUUCAAUCAAAGGACCAACAAUCUAGACACCUUUGUUCAGUAACAAAAAAAGCCAUAAUGAAAAUUCCCACAAAGACUGGUAAAAGCAACGACAAAGAUGGCGAUAGCGAUUGUUGUGCCAUCUGUAUUGAAGCAUAUAAAUCAUCCGACUGUAUACGGGUACUUCCGUGCAAACAUGAAUUCCAUAAAAACUGCAUCGAUCCAUGGUUAAUUGAACAUCGCACAUGUCCAAUGUGCAAAUUAGAUGUACUAAAAUUUUAUGGCUAUGUGAUUAUAGACAGUCACGAAAGUAUAAUGUCACUUGAAGGUUCCUUCUUUGACAAUAAUGCCGUUACAAUUGAUAUGUCUUUUCCGAAUUCACCCGAAUCUCCACCAAUCGCUCCUACUGGAAAUGUAUUUCAACAAAUUGAACAAUGGGAACAACGUCUGAGCCGUUACAACAUCAAUCCUCCUCCUGUGUUAUUUCAAAAUCAUAUACCCGAACGUUCUCAAUCGUCAUUAUCCUUCAAAAAACAUAAUAAUUCAGAUUAUGCCACGACAAACAAGCUAGGCUUUCAAAAUGGAAUUGUGCAAACAAUGAGAAGACUUUCUCGUAAUGAAGAUACAAUUUCGAUUUCCGAUACAAUUAAAAAACGUCGAUCUCAUUCAGCUGACAGCAGAUUCAGCCAGAGCUUGUCGUCCUCAAAUGAGGCUUAUCAAAAGCUAACAACACAGGACUGGGGCACGAUGCCAUCUACCUCGCGGCAGUCGAGGGAAACAGUCCGUUUAACUUUAGAUGUACCGGAUCCAGAUGUUAAAAUACAAAUUAACGGAAAGGGAGUCGACAUUUAAUUCAAACAAUAAACUAAACUUUAAAUACUCGACAGCUGUGCAAACGUAAAUAAAGUGAUAAAAGUGUGAUCAAAGAAUAUGGGUGAAGUUGAAGUUAUAAAAGUGUACCUAUUA
Episyrphus balteatus (marmalade hoverfly) is the source of this 2948-nucleotide messenger RNA. RefSeq names its product E3 ubiquitin-protein ligase goliath (gene gol). The transcript is spliced from 8 exons. Bases 1245 to 2834 code for a protein of 529 amino acids. The record is from RefSeq and is a predicted model, not a curated record. Lineage: Eukaryota; Metazoa; Arthropoda; Insecta; Diptera; Syrphidae.